UCUCAACAAUAACACAAAUUGGUUUAAUUUGAAUUUCAUAGCAUGUCAUGUGUAACUUCAGAUUCUAUUAGUAGGAGGAAAUUUUCAAUGGAUAAUAGUGUUGUCACUGAUAAUAUAAAAUCUAAACAAAUUGAGCGAUGUUACGACGAUUAUAGAAAAAAGAGAAAGCGUUCUUGUAAGGCGGUGGUGGUUCCGACGAUGGAAUCAUCAACAACCGGAGACACCGCCACGACAUCACACGGUUUUAUAUCGGUGAUUGGGCGGCGGAGGGUGAUGGAGGAUGCUAUUAAAGUGAUUCUCGAUUUCGUGACGGCGGAAAAGCAACCGUGUGGAUACGAUUUCUUUGCGGUUUACGACGGUCACGGUGGGAUGACGGUGGCGAAUGCUUGUCGUGAUAGGAUGCAUUUGUUGUUGGCGGAGGAAGUUAAGGAGGAGUGUAGAGUUAAUCAUGGAUUGGAUUGGUGUAAGGCUAUGUGUUCUUCUUUUAUGAAAAUGGAUCGUGAAACUGGAAUCGGUGAUGAUGGAGAUGGAAAUACUGUUGGUUCUACGGCGGCGGUUGUGGUGGUUGGUAAGGAGGAGAUUGUUGUCGCCAAUUGUGGUGAUUCUAGAGCCGUCUUGUGUCGUGACGGCGUUGCUGUGCCACUUUCACGUGAUCAUAAGCCAGAUGUUCCGGAUGAAAGAGAGAGGAUUGAAGCAGCGGGUGGAAGAGUGAUUGAUUGGAAUGGAAGUAGAAUAUUAGGAGUGCUUGCAACAUCGAGAUCCAUAGGGGAUCAUUGUAUGAAGCCAUUUGUGAUAUCACAACCAGAGAUAAAUGUGUGCGGAAGAACAAAAUCAGAUGAGUUUGUAGUGGUAGCAAGUGAUGGUCUUUGGGAUGUAGUAUCAAACAAUUUUGUAUGUGAAGUUGUGAGAAGUUGUCUCCAAGGUCACAUCAAGAGAAAUAUGAAAGAAGAUACAAUUCAAAGUUAUGCUGCUGAGGCUGCAGCACUUUUAGCUGAAUUGGCUAUGGCUAAAGGAAGUAAAGAUAACAUUAGUGUUAUAGUUAUUCAGCUCAACAAUACUAUCACUUGAUCAUUAUUCUAUUUUUUUUUUCUUUACUAAAAUUGUCUUGUAUUAGAUAGUUCAUGUUUUUUAUAUUUCUCAAAAAAUUACUUUUUAUAGUGGACUGGCCAUUUUUAAGAGGAGGAAUCUUUUGGGUGGGUUUACUCAUCACUUCUGAUUCGUAAGAUUUUUUCAUUUUAUGAAAAAUUUCUUUUACAAUGUAAUGUUGCAUUUAUGCAAUCAA
Messenger RNA from Cicer arietinum (chickpea), 1282 nucleotides. RefSeq names its product probable protein phosphatase 2C 8. NCBI's taxonomy places the organism in Eukaryota, Viridiplantae, Streptophyta, Magnoliopsida, Fabales, Fabaceae. The record is from RefSeq and is a predicted model, not a curated record. Gene Ontology annotation, molecular function: cation binding; protein serine/threonine phosphatase activity. Gene Ontology annotation, biological process: protein dephosphorylation.